AAUACGUUAAGGUUUGACAUUACAGCUAUGCCCACCGACCGAGAAAACUUAUGUGCAAAGGCAACUACAUCUUAAAUAUGCAGUGCCUUAACAUUAUUUUCAUCACUAUUUCUUCUAAUUGAAUAGGAAUUUCGGAGUGGAAUCUCUCACUAUGAGUUCUUCCAUCUCAUCUCACUCAUCUUUGUCUCUCAAUUUGGAGAACAAUGGUGUUUACGUGCUUGAGAAACGAAGCGGAGUGUCCUUCCCUUCUAUCUUAGGCCCUUCGCUCAAACUCUGUGGAGUUGGCUUGCGCAAAAAAAGCCUUAUUCCAUUCAUCAGCUUUGAUGUUUAUGCAUUUGGUGUUUAUGCUGCUGAUUUGGACAUAAAGAAAUAUCUUUCUUGGAAGUAUAAGAAGUUUUCUGCGUCCAAAUUACAGGGUAAAAAGGAGUUUACCGAUGACCUCAUGGAAAAUGAUAUAUUCAUGGCAGUUAGUCUUCAAAUUAUCCAUGAUGGAUUGAGCAUUCCUAAGGUGCGUAGUGUAUUUGAAGAGUCUGUGGGAAGCAGACUGUACAAGUUUGGGGGAUCGGACAAUAAAGAAUUGCUUCAAAGGUUCACUUCACUGUUCAGAGAUGAAUACAAAAUACCUCGUGGAUCUGUAAUUCAUCUCUUAAGAGAGAAAGGUCAUGUUCUUCGUGUAUUGAUUGAUGGACAAGAGGUGGGAAGCAUCCAGAGCAAACUCCUAUGUAAGUCUAUUUUAGAUUUGUAUGUUGGGGAGGAAGCAUUUGAUGAACCAGCUAAAGAAGAAAUUGAGAACAAUGUGGCUACAUAUCUCUAGAUGUUGAACCUAUAACUAAGAAUCCUCUAUAAGACAUUGAUUAUAUACCCUUGUUUCUUUAUAUUUACUUUAAAGUUGUUGAUGCAUACUUUCAUCUUUAAGAUUGCAAUAUGUAUUUAGUUAUAUUUCUAAUAAUUAUCUUAUUUUGACAUUUGUU
Molecule: messenger RNA, 971 nt
Organism: Cajanus cajan (pigeon pea)
Lineage: Eukaryota; Viridiplantae; Streptophyta; Magnoliopsida; Fabales; Fabaceae
Product: fatty-acid-binding protein 1
Biological process (GO): fatty acid metabolic process
Cellular component (GO): chloroplast stroma
Molecular function (GO): intramolecular lyase activity; fatty acid binding
Source: RefSeq, a predicted model, not a curated record